Messenger RNA from Penicillium coprophilum, 1359 nucleotides. RefSeq names its product ubiquitin-conjugating enzyme E2. Lineage: Eukaryota; Fungi; Ascomycota; Eurotiomycetes; Eurotiales; Aspergillaceae. Bases 1 to 1359 code for a protein of 452 amino acids. The record is from RefSeq and is a predicted model, not a curated record. Gene Ontology annotation, biological process: negative regulation of apoptotic process. The transcript has 7 exons. Gene Ontology annotation, molecular function: cysteine-type endopeptidase inhibitor activity; ubiquitin conjugating enzyme activity. Gene Ontology annotation, cellular component: nucleus.
AUGAGUGACCAGUGCACUCUGCGCCUCGUCCGAGAGUUGAGGCAGGUUGAACGAAGCGAGCAACUUGCUUUCACGGUUCGUUAUGAAGAGAGCAACAUUCGUGAUAUCCAGGCCCUCAUCAUCGGGCCUCCAGGCACCCCAUACGAGCUGGGCUUUUAUGAGUUCUCGAUCAAAAUUCCAUCAGAUUACCCAGCAACUCCCCCAGCUGUGAAAAUCCGGACCACUAACAAGGGCCGCACUCGGUUUGGCCCAAAUCUGUAUGCCAAUGGGAAGGUCUGCUUAACCUGGCAUGGUUCUCGAGGGGAACAAUGGUCCCCUGCACAAGGUCUCGAAUCCGUGAUGCUGUCAAUUCAGAGCCUGUUGUCGUCAAAUCCGUAUACCCUGGAACCAGGAUUUGACGAAAAUGAUAGGGCAAAUGACACGGAGAACAUGAUUGCUAUCCACUAUCUCACUCGAAUUGAAACAGAGCUUACAUAUCAGAUCUGUCACGAGAACCUACGACUAGCAGUCAUCACACCGCUCGAGCAAGCAUUCCAAGCCCCAUCCCCUACCCGCCGAAUGGCGCCACGGGUUGGUCAGGAAUCAAGUGCGGAAGAAGACAGUGAACUCGAAUACGAACCUGAGCCUGCAUUGCUCAAUCAAAGCAAGUUCUAUGACUUCUGCAAGCGACGCUUCCUGUGGUACCUCGAGUUCUACCAGAACGCCAUUGAAAAAGGCAUCGCCGACGAGUCACGGAGACAAGGAACGUCAUUCAUCCAAAUGCCCUUUGAAGGCUAUGGUAAUGCCAUGACCGGGGAAUGGAAUUAUCUCGAUCUGCAAACCCGUCUCUUGGCUCUUCGGGACCGAUUGAUGGAAGAAACACACCGCUGGCCCGUCGAGGGCUUGGUUCUGGUCAAGGAGGAUGCUGGAAUUGCAGUCAAAUUGAGAGGCCAGCAUGAACAGAUAGCUGCAGAAAUGAGCGCUUAUCCCCAAGUCCUUGAUUUGUCACUCGUUGACGACAACCCAUUCGUCUGGAGACUUACAUACGUGGGUCGCAACGAGUCAAAACUGGAAGGUGGCAUCAUUAAGAUCAAGAUUUACAUCAGUCCCCGACACCCAGAGGAACAACCUCGGGCUUUUGUCGAAUCGCCGCUAUACCACAUUCGCGUCUCGAAGCUGGGGGUGUUGAUGUAUCUUCCUUCGCAUGCUGAAGAAAUCGGCCAACACAUCGAGGGUAUCAUCAAUACACUGGAAGACGACAACCCCCCGUACAACCCCCUCAUGACCGUGAAUCCAGAGGCAAGCGCUCUGUGCUGGGGCUCAGAAUCAGAUCGCAGGCUCUACAGACGCAAGCUGCGAGCAUCUCUGGAGGAGUCCUGA